UGGGCGGAGAAUCUGACACCGGGUAUUUAAAGAGGCGAGCGCAAGUUUUGUAGUCAGAGUGGCUACACAUAUCGCUUAGAUAACCUUACGCCACGUUCGCUCUUAGUGUUCAUCACCGGUCCUUAUUACAUCUCUUCAUUCUUCAGUAACUAUCAAAAUGCCCGAGGAACCAAUGACAGAGGAGGUGGAGACCUUCGCCUUUCAGGCUGAGAUCGCUCAGCUUAUGUCCUUGAUCAUCAACACAUUCUACAGCAACAAGGAAAUCUUCCUGAGAGAGUUGAUCUCCAACUCCUCCGAUGCCCUGGACAAGAUUCGCUACGAGUCCCUCACCGAUCCCUCCAAGAUCGAAUCUGGCAAGGAGCUCUUCAUCAAGAUUGUCCCCAACAAAGAUGACAGAACAUUAACCAUUAUUGAUAGUGGUAUUGGUAUGACCAAGGCUGACCUGGUCAACAACCUGGGUACCAUCGCCAAGUCAGGCACAAAGGCUUUCAUGGAAGCUCUCCAAGCUGGUGCUGACAUUUCCAUGAUUGGUCAGUUUGGUGUAGGUUUCUACUCUGCAUACCUCAUUGCUGACAAGGUCACAGUAGUCUCCAAGAACAACGAUGAUGAGCAGUACGUGUGGGAGUCCUCAGCUGGAGGCUCCUUCACUGUGAGGCCAGAUCACGGGGAGCCCAUUGGCCGAGGUACAAAGAUCACACUCCACCUGAAGGAAGAUCAGACAGAGUACUUUGAGGAACGACGUAUCAAGGAGAUUGUGAAGAAGCACUCUCAGUUCAUUGGUUAUCCUAUCAAGCUUGUUGUUGAGAAGGAGAGAGACAAGGAAGUAUCUGAUGAUGAAGAGGAGGAGAAGGAAGAAGAAGAAAAGAAGGACGAAGAAGAAGACAAGGAAAAGCCAAAGAUCGAAGACGUAGGAGAAGAUGAAGAUGCAGACAAGAAGGAAGACGGCAAGAAGAAGAAAACUGUCAAGGAGAAGUACACAGAAGAUGAAGAGCUCAACAAGACCAAGCCUUUAUGGACCAGAAACCCUGAUGACAUUUCUCAGGAAGAGUAUGGCGAGUUCUACAAAUCCCUCACCAAUGACUGGGAAGAUCAUCUGGCUGUUAAGCACUUCAGUGUGGAAGGGCAGCUAGAGUUCCGUGCCCUGUUGUUCCUUCCCCGUCGUGCUCCUUUCGAUCUGUUUGAAAACCGUAAGCAGAAGAACAAGAUCAAGCUGUACGUUCGAAGGGUUUUCAUCAUGGAGAAUUGCGAGGAUCUCAUUCCUGAAUACCUGAACUUCCUUAACGGUGUGGUUGAUUCAGAAGAUCUGCCCCUGAACAUUUCUCGUGAGAUGCUUCAGCAGAACAAGAUCUUGAAGGUUAUCCGCAAGAACUUAGUCAAGAAGUCUAUGGAACUCUUCGAGGAAAUCACUGAGGAUAAGGAAAACUACAAGAAGUUCUACGAGAACUUCUCCAAGAAUCUCAAGUUGGGUAUCCACGAAGAUUCUACUAACCGCAAGAAGUUGGCAGAUUUCCUCCGCUACCACACCUCUUCCUCAGGUGAUGAGAUGUGCUCGUUGAAGGAUUACGUCUCACGAAUGAAGGAGAACCAGAAGCACAUCUACUACAUCACCGGUGAGUCCCGUGAACAGGUGCACAACUCUGCCUUUGUCGAGAGGGUCAAGAAGCGUGGAUUUGAGGUCAUUUACAUGACUGAACCCAUUGAUGAAUAUUGUGUGCAACAGCUGAAGGAGUAUGAUGGCAAGCAGUUGGUAUCUGUCACAAAGGAAGGUCUUGAACUCCCAGAGGAUGAGGAAGAGAAGAAGAAAUUCGAGGAGCAGAAGACCAAGUAUGAGAAUCUCUGCAAGGUCAUGAAGGACAUCUUGGACAAGCGAGUGGAGAAGGUUGUCAUCAGCAACAGGCUCGUCACAUCCCCCUGCUGUAUCGUCACAUCCCAGUAUGGUUGGACAGCUAAUAUGGAAAGGAUCAUGAAGGCCCAAGCCUUGAGGGACACGUCCACCAUGGGAUACAUGGCUGCCAAGAAGCACCUGGAGAUCAACCCAGACCACUGCAUCGUUGACACCCUCCGCCAGAAGGCAGAUGCUGACAAGAACGACAAGUCUGUCAAGGAUCUUGUGAUGUUGCUGUUCGAGAGCUCCCUUCUGUCCUCUGGAUUUACUCUUGAGGAUCCUGGUGUCUUUGCCAGUAGAAUUUACAGAAUGAUCAAGCUUGGUUUAGGAAUCGACGAGGACGACAUGACUGUAGAAGAAUCUGCCGAAGGCGGAGACGAAGAAAUGCCUCCACUGGAAGGCGAUGACGAAGAUGCAUCUCGUAUGGAGGAAGUUGACUAAAAUGUGAAUCCUGUCUGUUACUAUAUAGUCGAUCUUAACAACCAUUCCAUCUCAUCCCAUUCCAUCCCAUCCCAUCUCAUCUCAUGCCAUCCCAUUUUAAACCAUAACAUUCUCAUAAACACUUCUCGUAAGCCUCAUAAGUUCACUACACAUGUUAUCACUUUCAUUUAUAUAGGAAGAAGGUCUUCGAGUUAACAAGCGUUAGUUAGGAAACUUCAUUAAAUUUGAUGUCGAUAUCUGCUUUAACUGAAGUUGUAUCCCUUUUUGAUCCAUAUUGGACAUCCUGUUCUAAGAACAUUCCUAUUUUUGUACAUAAGUUGACGACAAUGUACAUUUUCCUUUGUUAAUAAAGCGUUGAGCGUU
Messenger RNA from Macrobrachium nipponense, 2689 nucleotides. Its product is annotated as heat shock protein 83-like. Bases 158 to 2326 code for a protein of 722 amino acids. Gene Ontology annotation, cellular component: plasma membrane; protein-containing complex; cytosol. The transcript has 6 exons. Gene Ontology annotation, molecular function: ATP binding; disordered domain specific binding; ATP-dependent protein folding chaperone. Gene Ontology annotation, biological process: cellular response to heat; protein stabilization; protein folding. The record is from RefSeq and is a predicted model, not a curated record. NCBI's taxonomy places the organism in Eukaryota, Metazoa, Arthropoda, Malacostraca, Decapoda, Palaemonidae.